This is a messenger RNA of Ustilaginoidea virens, 609 nucleotides long. RefSeq lists its product as uncharacterized. Gene Ontology annotation, biological process: protein folding; chaperone-mediated protein complex assembly. Gene Ontology annotation, cellular component: nucleus; cytosol. The transcript is spliced from 4 exons. Bases 1 to 609 code for a protein of 202 amino acids. Gene Ontology annotation, molecular function: protein-folding chaperone binding; Hsp90 protein binding. The record is from RefSeq and is a predicted model, not a curated record. Lineage: Eukaryota; Fungi; Ascomycota; Sordariomycetes; Hypocreales; Clavicipitaceae.
AUGGCCGAAGUCGCUACUCCCGAAGUUCUGUGGGCUCAGCGCUCCUCGGCUACUGACGCUAGCAAGAACUUCAUUCACCUCACCAUUAACGUCCCUGACGUACCCAAGGAGAGCAUUCAGCUCGAUCUGAAGCCCACCAGCCUCACGUUCACGGGAACCUCUGGGACUCUGAAACGCAAGUACCACGUCGAGCUCCCCUUUUAUGCCGAGAUCGACCCCGCAGAUUCCAAGAUCAACCACACAUCCAAAAACAUCGAGAUCAAGGUCCAGAAGAAGGAGUUGAAGGAAGAGUACUGGCCGCGUCUCCUCAAGGAUUCCCACAAGCUCCACUUCCUCAAGACCGACUUUGACAAGUGGGUUGAUGAGGAUGAGCAGAACGAGGCCGCCGACGACGACUUUUCACAGUUUGGCGGCAUGGGUGGCAUGCCAGGAAUGGGCGGUGAUUUCGGCGGCAUCGACUUCUCCAAGCUCGGCGGAGACGCUGGCAUGCCUGACCUUGGUGCGAUGGGCGGCGAGGAAGACGAGGGCGAGGACAGCGGUGACGAAGAUGACAACGACAUGCCUGCGCUGGAAGGUGAAGAGACUGCCGAGAAGGCGGAAACAAAAUAA